Molecule: messenger RNA, 1089 nt
Organism: Closterium sp. Yama58-4
Lineage: Eukaryota; Viridiplantae; Streptophyta; Zygnematophyceae; Desmidiales; Closteriaceae
Source: the annotation of a GenBank genome assembly
AUGGGGUGCUUUCCUUCUCGGUCAUCCGUUGACUGUUGCUUUAUCGCCGGCGCUGAUACUGUAAAAACAAGUGCUAAUGCUGACCUCCCCCGUGUGGCCGCCGUGUGCCUCCGCUGGCGCCCACUCGCCCUCGACCCCUCGCUGUGCUGCGCUGCUCACCCUGAGUUCCCCACCCACCCUGUGGUACCUGACAGGCUGACCUCCCCCGCUGACCUCCCCCGUGUGGCCGCUGUGUGCCUCCGCUGGCGCCCACUCGCCCUCGACCCCUCGCUGUGCUGCGCUGCUCACCCUGUGUUCCCCACCCACCCUGUGGUACCUGACAGGCUGACCUCCCCCGCUGACCUCCCCCGUGUGGCCGCUGUGUGCCUCCGCUGGCGCCCACUCGCCCUCGACCCCUCGCUGUGCUGCGCUGCUCACCCUGUGUUCCCCACCCACCCUGUGGUACCUGACAGGCUGACCUCCCCCGUGUGGCGGCUGUGUGCCGUCGCUGGCGCCCGCUCGCCCUCGACCCCUCGCUGUGCUACUCUGCCUUGCCUUCUGCCGUUCCCACUGCCUGCUCUCCCUGCGCCUCCCCCAUCCACUGUCCCCUUUGCUGCUCUAAAGCCAUCCCUGUCCCCAUCUCGUUCUCCCCCCACCCGUCCCCUUCCCUCUCUCCGCCAGGCUGACCUCCCCCGCGUGGCGGCUGUGUGUCGUCGCUGGCGCCCACUCGCCCUCGACCCCUCGCUGUGCUGCGCUGCCUUCUGCCGCUCCCACCACCUGCUCUCCCUGCGCCUCUCCCCCUCCGCUGCCCCAGCACCACCAACGCCAGCAUCAGCAUCAGCAUCAGCAUCAGCAUCAGCAACACCAGUGCCAGAGGCAAAGGGCGAUAAGCUGUCAUCCCCUCUCCUCCAUUCCGCCUCCACUCCUGCAUCGCGCUCCCACGCCCACUUGCACUCCCCUCACCCCCCUCGUCCUCUGCUGCUCUCAUCGCCCGCCGCUCCCCCCCGCCACUCCUCUCGCUCCUCGCAUCGCCCGAGUUCGCUCUCUCGCACCCCAUUGGCCGAACCGACUCCAUUGCCAGCCUGGCAGUGCGCUUCCACGUACAGGUGA